CAGAGUGCAUGACCUCUGCUGUACAGUCAAGAAACAAACCACUUCCUGUUAAGAUACGUUCAGUAGAAUUCAAAGAAAAGGAUAUUGAUGUUGUGUGGGAGAAAAAGAAUUCUUCCAAAACAGAUUAUAACUGGUCAGCUUAUGCAUUUAUCUACAAAGUUCAAUGUGAUAGAUGCAUCGAUGACUCAGUAGACAAGUGCAAAAUUAUUCCAAAGAACCAAACAGAUUAUUCAGUGCCACUGGCUUAUUGGGAAAAGCCUGAACAUCUUUUUGCUGCAGUUGUGACCUUCCCAUUUAGCAAAAAAGCUCAUGUAUCUCUUCAAACGUUUUCUCCAUAUGCCCCUGCACGAAGAAUUCCUAUGCUAACUAAAGCUAAAAAAGGUGACACAGUUAAACUUGUAAGCUCUAUAGUAGGAGGAAUAGUAGCAGGAGUGGUUAUGCUUUUGCUGUUGUUUGCUCUAGUUAGGAAAAGGCCAUGCCAAGGAAGCACCCCUCGUAUGCCUCCACCAGAACCCCCGAGACUAGAAGAGAAAAAAGACGAAAAAGAGCUACACUACACCUGUUAUUAUCCAGAAAGUGACGCUUUUCGAGACGAAGUGGCCUCGAUUGUGAACUACUUUCGCCAGAACGGUUAUAAUGUCAUCAUGGACGUUAUGGUGUCUACAGAAAUAACUUCCCAGGGUCCUACGCGUUGGGGAGAAAGCCAAAUUAGAAAAGCUAAUAAGGUGCUGGUUUUCUUGUCACCUGGUUUGAUAAACCUCGCUCUGGAUGGGUGUGAAGGCUUCCAGUCUCAGGACACCAACCGCGCUUGGAUUGAGCUGGAAGCACUCCGAGACUUAUACACCCGUAAUCGCUCAGCUUCGAAGAUGGUUUGUAUAACCCUACCCGACAUGCCUUUGAAUUCAGAACCCCUUCCACUCUGGGCCAAAGUUAUCUACAAGUGGCCCGAUGAUGCUUUGGAAAUCUUAAAGCGUCUUAACGACAGACCGAAGAUAUUAGCAAUUUAGAAAAUGCCUGAAAUCUUGCAAGCUUAGAUCAGUGGCAAAAGUCAUGGAGUGUAUGACCUUUUCCGCAGCCUAAUUGCUUUCCCCUUCCCCUUCCAUUUCCCCCCAUCCCCAAUGCAAGGAUGAGUCCUCACUGAGUUGCCAUUAGAGGACUUUUAUUGCGAAACAAAGAAUAUGAGAAAGGUAUCUCCUUUCGGCUUAAACCCUUAAAAUCCCAGAGUUGAUCAAUGAGGGAUUUUUCCUUGCCAUUGCAAUACGUUAUCGUGAAACAGAUUUAGGAGAACAGACAAGCUUAUCAGCAGGGGGGUGCUAUCUUGCUGUAGAACCAAUUUUUCCAGUCGAGUGUUUUAGAAAACUUAUGUCAGUCGUUAGCUCGUGUGUUGCAUUUACAAGAAAAGAAGGCAAAUCAUAUAUUCCGUGAUGGUAAAAAAGAAAAGGGAACAUACUUACUGCAGUAAAUGAUUUUAUAAAAUAGAUUAAGCGUUUUAAAUUCCAGGAUUUAAAAUAUUUAUCUUUUAUUAACUUAUUUACAUGAUAUUUAAUGGUGGUCUCAUUAAGAUGUAGUUUAUUAUUUAUCCUCGGCUAAUAUGCAAGCCUUUGAAUAUACUAAAUCUGGUAGAAAUUAGAACGGAAUGGUUACCAGUGCCCCGGAAAUCUUAACCUGCGAGCGUGCCCUAUUUAUGAGUGCCUCGAGAAAGAGAAGCAAGGGGUCUUGUUCUGAUAGUUGUUAGUGCCAGACCCUCCCGAAAACCUAUCUCUACAGCGCAAGUCUGCAAGGAGUCAUAUACUAAUAACUGUUAGUGCCAGACCCCCGGAAAACCUCAGCCAGCAGCGCACCCUGCAGCGCUGAUUAUAAGGGCUUGCUCACAGCCGGAUAUGGAAAUCACGUUAGUGGGUAUGUGAAAUGUUAAUAACGGGAUGAAAAUCAUGAACAUACAUAAACAUUAAGGCGACAGAAAAUUGAAAACGUAAAAUUAAAAGAUAGCAGUAAGCGAGAAACUUCAUGAUUUUCAUGCUAUUGAAAAAUAACGCACAUUACUAUAGGAAAUAAUGUUUGGUACAAUUUGUAGCGUGCGUUAAGGAUGCAAAUUAGUCAGAUUAUGAAUUAUAUAUUAGUAAUAAGAGCAAUAGAUCAUAGUAUAUAUGAUUUACAAGAUAUUUGUUUGCGCACAUGUCAGUUCGGACGGGAGGUAUAAGCAAGUCGAUUUGAUUUUGUGGAAAGAAUCAGGCGCCCUUUGAUCGUCUUUUAUCGUUUUUAAGUUAUUUUGUCAUUUUUUUCCCUUUUUUUUUCUAUUCUUUUUCUCUUUUAUUCCUCGGCGCUUAUCAUUAACAUGCGAGCAGUUAGAUUUUGAUUCAUAGUUGCGAUUCCGUUUCAUUCAUCCGUCAUUCAUAAUCAAAUCAGAAUUAUUUAAGCAGAUCAUGCAUUUCAUUUUUAAAGAUGCAUCUGAAAAUAGUCAGAUUGUAUGCUGUAUGUUAAAGUGCGGACACAGGAACUAUUAAUUUUUUUAUCAGUAAGUUGAUAUUUCUAUCAUAUCUAUGAUUGUUAAAUAAAAAUACUUUUUGGAAUACAAAUUUCAUCAACAAUGAAGCUGUAUUAAGUUG
This is a messenger RNA of Pocillopora damicornis (cauliflower coral), 2606 nucleotides long. RefSeq lists its product as uncharacterized. Lineage: Eukaryota; Metazoa; Cnidaria; Anthozoa; Scleractinia; Pocilloporidae. Gene Ontology annotation, molecular function: interleukin-17 receptor activity. The record is from RefSeq and is a predicted model, not a curated record.